Molecule: messenger RNA, 722 nt
Organism: Schizophyllum commune H4-8
Lineage: Eukaryota; Fungi; Basidiomycota; Agaricomycetes; Agaricales; Schizophyllaceae
Exons: 2
Coding region: 60-353 (97 amino acids)
Source: RefSeq, a predicted model, not a curated record
AUUUGCCUGCCACCACCCUGGCCACCACCGCCUUCCACGCCGUGUACGACACUCGUCCAAUGUCCUUCCGACGAUACUCAGUCGAGUUGUUCUCCGCGACUGCCAUAGUCUCUCUCUCCAUCCACCGCAUCCGCUUGAAGAAGCAGUGGGAGGAGGAGGAGCUCUCCCUUGACGCGCGCACCUCCGUGUUGGAAGGCAUUGUACAACGAUUGCGUAGCGGAGACCGGAUAGCGGACGACGAGAUGGCACGGCUGAGGAGAUUAGCGCGGCCAGCCAGUGCCCAGGGACCGAUAGCCGGCGCAGACAUUACCGUGAAGGAGAUGUUCGUCGGGCGAAAGACACAAACAUCAUAACAUAUCGCAAGUCUUGCGUUGUUGCAUCGCCCCUUCCCCGUUGAACCUUCGUACAUCGAGCGCCGCUAGUCUGUAUACCCACUCUGGAACCGCUAUCCCAUCACGACAGGCAACGAGAAUGUGCAAAUAGUUCAUCGCAAAGCAAGGAUGUCACAGUAAUGGCCUUGUGCGCCCAGAGUACGGAAGGCGGGCAGAACCCUUUAAGGCGCCAGAUGGAUCAUGUACUUGAUGCCGCUUCCGCUUGACUCUCUUGUAGUCCUCCAUGCUCUCCAUUCAAGACCCUUACGGUGCUGUAUGCGAUAUCCUUUAGGUCAACCGGCAUCUGCAAAGCGAUCGAAGAACAAAACCUUCCAAAUAAGGCCAACAAAG